Molecule: messenger RNA, 1183 nt
Organism: Lagopus leucura (white-tailed ptarmigan)
Lineage: Eukaryota; Metazoa; Chordata; Aves; Galliformes; Phasianidae
Exons: 2
Coding region: 85-1170 (361 amino acids)
Source: RefSeq, a predicted model, not a curated record
AAAUUGAAUUGAAUUUUGCUGCGGUGACGUGCGUCAGAGCAGGUGACUGGCUCUCCUGUUUACACUGACACCACCCCUUCAGUCAUGGUCCUCACCAGGAAACGUGCUUCCCAUGCGAAGACUGUGGCAACCCAGACAGAGGGUCUGCUUAAUAAUGUGGCGGUUCAGGUCUCUGGCUGCCGGGAGUGCCUCAGCCUGCUGCUGCCAGGGGAGGAUGGGAAGGAUGCCACUUGUGUGCGGUGUGAGCAGCUGGAUGAGCUGCUCAACCUGGUGGUGGAGCUUAGGGAGGAGGUAGGUAGACUGCGGACCAUCAGAGAGUGCGAGCGAGAGAUUGACUGGUGGAGUGACUCUCUGCGAGAAAGGCGCAGAGAUUGCACUACCCAGACGGAGGGAACAAUGGACCCUCUCUCUCAUUGUAGUCAAACAGGGAGAGACAGCUUGAGAGAAGAUGAGGAAUGGCAGCUGGUCUCAUCCCGGCGUCGCAGGCAACCCCCAAGUUCUCGACCUACCUCGGUUCCCCUGAUCCCUCUCUGUAAUAGGUAUGAAACCCUGAAACCAGAGGGAGAGGUGACUGAUGAUAAUGUGGGAGCACUGCCGCCAAGCUUGCCUAAGGUGAGGCGAUCAGCUCCGCGUUUAAAGACUGCCUCCUCCAAGAAAGAAAGGAGAGUGGUAGUUGUAGGUGACUCUCUUCUGAGAGGAACAGAGGGUCCAAUAUGUCGGCCUGACCCUACCCGUAGGGAGGUGUGCUGCCUUCCUGCAGCCCGGGUCAGGGAUAUUUCUAGAAAACUCCCCAGCCUUAUCCACCCCUCUGAUUAUUACCCUCUAUUGAUAGUUCAGGCCGGCAGUGAUGAGAUCCCUGUUAGAAGCCUGAGGAUUAUAAAAAAUGAUUUUAGGAGACUGGGGAAGUUAGUUGAUGGAGCGGGCAUACAAGUAGUGUUUGCCAGCAUUCCCUUGGUGGCAGGGAUGAACGCUGAGAUGACCAGGAAAAGCCAUCUUAUAAAUGCAUGGAUGAGAGGCUGGUGCAAGCGUAAAAAUUUUGGAUUCUUUGAUCAUGGGGUGGUCUACUCGGCAUCUGGCCUGAGGUCUGCAGAUGGGAAUUGCUUGUCUCCAAAAGGGAGACGGAUACUUGCCCAGGAGCUGGCGGGACUUGUAGAGAGGGCUUUAAACUAGAUAGGAAGGGGGA